Pieris macdunnoughi is the source of this 1221-nucleotide messenger RNA. Lineage: Eukaryota; Metazoa; Arthropoda; Insecta; Lepidoptera; Pieridae. The record is from the annotation of a GenBank genome assembly.
AUGGAAAGUGAUGCGUUUGCGAUUGUUGAUAUAAACAUAAGUGAUAAGAAUACAAAUAAAUCAAACAAAAAUGACGUAGUAAACAUCAAUAAGAAGACGUUAGUUCCCACCGUUAUAAAAAUACAGAGAGAUCGCGGUGAACGCGAUUAUAUAGGUUUUGCAACUUUGCCAGAGCAAGUUCAUCGGAAAUCUGUUAAACGGGGGUUCGAUUUCACACUUAUGGUUGUAGGAGAAUCAGGUCUAGGAAAAUCGACCCUUAUCAAUAGCUUAUUUCUUGGAGACCUCUACAAAAGUAGAAAAAUAGCUGAUGUCCAAGAUAGAGUUGAGAAAACAACAACAAUAGAAAAGAAGACUAUGGAAAUCGAGGAACGGGGUGUGAAACUCCGUCUUACAAUUGUCGAUACGCCUGGCUUUGGAGAUGCAAUCAACUGCGAAGAUUCAUGGAGGGUUUGCUCAGCUUACGUUGAUGAGCAAUUCCGACAGUACUUUACCGAUGAAAGCGGGCUCAAUAGAAGGCAUAUGCAGGACAAUAGAGUGCAUUGCUGCCUUUACUUUGUACCACCAUGGGCACAUAGUCUUCGGCAAGUAGAUUUGGAGAUGAUGAAACGCCUACACCGCAAAGUCAACAUUGUUGUAGUUAUAGCAAAAGCAGAUUCGCUAACUGCUGCUGAAGUGAAGCGACUCAAAUCGCGCAUAUUGGACGAUUUGGAUGAGUAUCAGAUUCAGGUAUAUCAAUUUCCUGAAUGUGACAGCGACGAAGACGAAGAGUUCAAGCAGCAGGACCGCGACUUGAAAGCAGCAGCACCAUUUGCCGUUGUUGCUGCUGACACCGUGCUAGAAGUUGGGGGGAAGAGAAUACGCGGGAGACAGUAUCCUUGGGGAAUUGUCGAUGUGGAAAACCCUAGACACUCGGACUUCACAAAGCUCCGUACGAUGCUUAUAUCAACACACAUGCAGGACCUGAAAGAUGUGACCCAAGAUGUUCACUACGAGAACUUCAGGGCCCAGUGCAUUUCGCAAAUAUCACAGCACGCUAUGAGGGAACGAGGGAAACUUAAGAGAGACUCUAUGGGCAACAACCAUGACGUAGUAAUAACCGACACUGAUAGACUCCUGCUGCAGAAAGAUGAAGAAAUAAGACGAAUGCAGGACAUGUUAACACAAAUGCAAGAAAAGCUUAAAGCCACUGAUAAAAAACACGACAGUAUUAUCGACGUAUAG